UCUCCAACAAUAGAUAUACUGGCGAAAACCAGGCAGCGUUUUUCCAUCAUCUACUGCCCCACCAGCACUAGCAAAUCUGCAGCUGUCAACAAAUGCAAGUCAUUGGAUGUCCUGCGCGUUAGCAACUGUUAUACUUGGAACUCUAGAAAUCAACGACGAGGGGAACGGGUAGCUCUGUCUGAUUCCUCGGCCGAUUCCCUGAUUCGUGAUUGGUGCUCGAUGGACUUAUCGGGGUUCCCAGAGCAGGCGCCCAAGCUGGCCGGAAAGCAGCUUCGCUAUGCAGACGUCGCAGUGACGGCGACGGCAAAGGAGUUUUCUGGUUUCUACCGCGGGAAGCAGUAUCAUGCCCCGGACUUUCCCAAUACGUUGGACAGGGCUUUGAGUGCAGGUGUCGAUAAAGUCAUGCUCACGGGGAUGUCCGUGUCGGAUAUCACUACGAAUCUUGACAUCGCAAGGUCGCGCCCUCAACGUUCAUGCUUUGUUACCAUCGGGGUGCAUCCUUACCACGCAGCUGAACCAUCGGCGGAAGGGCCCAGAUACUUCGAAAAGCUGAGAGAAAGCAUCCGAGAUGCUCUCACAGCAGAGCCCUGUCUACUAAAGGCGUUUGGGGAGCUCGGACUGGACUACGAGCGCCUGAACCAUGCGGACAAAGACACACAGAUCGCGACGUUCAAGACGCAGCUAGACAUGUUCAUCGAGGAGCAAUGGGACUUGCCUCUUUUCCUUCACUGCCGAGCGGCGUGCGACGACUUUAUCGACGUCAUCAGCCCUUACGUGGGUAGACUACCGCGGCGCGGUCUAGUACACAGCUUUGUGGGGACAAAAGCACAAAUGGAAAAACUUGUCGAGCUUGGCUUUGAUGUGAGUGUCAAUGGCUUUAGCUUCCAGGACCGCGAUAGCCUCGAUAUGGUCGCAGCCGUUCCACUGGAAAGACUGCAAAUCGAAACGGAUGCCCCGUGGGGCGAGAUCAAGGCCACGUCGGAGGUCGCGAAGAGGUACUUGGCCAAUGCCCCACCGCUACCACCAAGCAAGAAGAAAGACAAAUGGGACACAGCAAGUAUGGUAAAAGAAAGGAACGAGUGCUGCGCUGUUUCGCGGGUUGUCUAUGUGGUAGCUGGACUAAAGGGAAUAAGCGUUGAAGAAGUCGCUGAUGCUGCAUGGAGAAACAGUGUUACUAUGUUCAAAUUAGGAGAGUAAAUGAGCACUCUGUUAACAACUGCAA
Molecule: messenger RNA, 1222 nt
Organism: Truncatella angustata
Lineage: Eukaryota; Fungi; Ascomycota; Sordariomycetes; Amphisphaeriales; Sporocadaceae
Product: TatD family hydrolase
Exons: 2
Coding region: 220-1197 (325 amino acids)
Cellular component (GO): cytosol
Molecular function (GO): 3'-5'-DNA exonuclease activity
Source: RefSeq, a predicted model, not a curated record